UCAGGGGCAGACUGAAAGGGAGGGAAGUAAGAGAGGGAGAGAAAAUGGAAGCAGUCUGCUAUACAUUUUUUUUCUCCACACACAAACUUUCAAAAAGAGAAAAGACGAUAAGAGCCGAUGACGAUCAACCGAUUGGGAAUGAGAGCGAGAGAUAAAGAAAUAGGGAGGAAUAACACGAACCUGACUCUGAGUAUACUGCACAACUGAUGAGAACAUCAAAUAUUACGUGUUUGAGGCCUUGAGGCCUUCAUUGACCAAGGAGAGAGAGCAGGUGGACACUUCUGGUCCUGGAGGGUUGCAGUGUGUACAGGCUUUUAUUCCAACCCUCAGAGCCCUGACAGAGAGAGAGAGAGAGCAUGUCUUCUAACUUGGACUCCAGUCUAACCAGCAUAGACUGGCUCCCCCAGCUGGGAAUCAGCUCACUGCGAUCAGGAAGAGAGAGAGGAGGAGAAGAGGGGGAGAGAAAGAAAGAGAGAGGGAGGGAGAGAAGUGAUCUUCCUCCAUCCAUCCCUGUCCCCUUUCCUUCCUCUGGAUCCAAAGCCAAGCCCCCUCACAGCUAUGCCACCCUCAUCGCCAUGGCGAUAGGUGCCGCCCCCGGCAGGAAGUUGAGUUUGAAUGACAUCUACAUGUGGAUCAGUGACAUGUUUCCCUACUACAGCAGAUCUGCCAGGGGAUGGAAGAACUCCAUCCGCCAUAACCUGUCCCUCAAUAAAUGCUUCCGGAAGGUUCCUCGACCCCAAAGUGACCCUGGGAAGGGUUCCUAUUGGAUGAUGGACGGCUCCUCAGAGCCCAAUCCGCUGAGAGGAACCAAGCGUCCAUAUCCAGCUGAAGAGGAGGAGGGGUCCAUCCAGGUCCCCAAUGUCUCAGUGAUGCAGCCAGAGAAACAGCAUUCACCUCAGACAGACCAUUAUAGGCCUUUAGCAUCUCCACAGACAGACCAUUAUACGUCUUUAGCAUCUCCACAGACAGACCAUUAUACGUCUUUAGCAUCUCCACAGACAGACCAUUAUAGGCCUUUAGCAUCGCCACAGACAGACCAUUAUAGGCCUUUAGCGUCGCCACAGACAGACCAUUAUAGGCCUUUAGCGUCGCCACAGACAGACCAUUAUAGGCCUUUAGCAUCUCCACAGACAGACCAUUAUAGGCCUUUAGCAUCUCCACAGACAGACCAUUAUAGGCCUUUAGCAUCUCCACAGACAGACCAUUAUAGGUCUUUAGCAUCUCCACAGACAGACCAUUAUAGGCCUUUAGCAUCUCCACAGACAGACCAUUAUAGGCCUUUAGCAUCUCCACAGACAGACCAUUAUAGGCCUUUAGCAUCUCCACAGACAGACCAUUAUAGGCCUUUAGCAUCUCCACAGACAGACCAUUAUAGGCCUUUAGCAUCUCCACAGACAGACCAUUAUACGUCUUUAGAAUCGCCACAGGAACCCAGUCAACAACUAUCCCCCCCACCAUGCAAGCAACGGCCACCCUAUAUGCAGUCCCUUGUCUCCUCUCUCCCUGUCCCCCAUGAUACUGUCUCCCCAUCUACUGCCUCUGCUACUCUCCCCUCUCUUUCUAUCCCUCAUUCUCUCUCCUCUGUUUCUGUCCCUCACUCUCUCCCCUCUCUUUCUGUUCCUCAUUCUCUCUCCUCUGUUUCUGUCCCUCACUCUCUCCCCUCUCUUUCUGUUCCUCAUUCUCUCUCCUCUCUUUCUGUCCCUCACUCUCUCCCCUCUCUUUCUGUUCCUCACUCUCUCCCCUCUCUUUCUACCUCUCACUCUACUGUCCCCUCUUCUGUCUCCCCUCAAAGUCUCCCUCCUUCUGUUCCCGCUCUCUCUGUUCCCGCUCUCUCUGUUCCCUCUCUUUCUGUCCCAUCUCUUUCUGUUGCCCCCACCUACGCCUCGUCACACUCCUGUGAUCCCCUUCUCCGUUUCUCCUUCUCUGAUCUGAACCUGCCAGACCUCUACACCUCCUUCCAGUCUCUCUGCAGAAGCGUCAGGGAGAGAGUGGCCUCGCAAUCGGACGUGGGUCCAUUAUUUGUGAUGACCAAUGACAGUACCCCACUGCACACCCCAACCUUCCCCCCCUUCUCCCCUCACCUUGUACCCUCUGUAGCGCCCGGGCCUCCUCCUGAGGCAGACAGACUGUCUCACAGCAGUGUGGUGCCAGCAGACUGGUUCAGUACUACAGACACUCUGAAGGAGAGCUUUAGGGUCGCCAGCAAUCUGGACUGGGCCAACAUUGACCUCACUAGCCACCCAGACCUCCUGGAGAGCAUGCGCCAGGCCGAGCUCUGUGAUUGGGCGCUGGAGCCGACACUCUUCACUUCACUCUGUGAUUCAUUGAAUCGUUUCUUCACUCAGAAGGGCCUAAUUGGCUCAUCCUCCGGUAACAACUCCCCAUUGGCCCACGGUGCCCCUCAAUCUCUGCUCCUCCCACCCCUUACUCACAUCACCCCCACCCUGGCCAGCCUGACCCACCCCUCUCCCCUGGCCUACCCCCCUCUGGUCCCCCCUUCCAGCAGUGGGCAGCCUCCCAGGAGGCCCCUCCACCCCCAAACUCAAGGUGUACAGAGGCCCCACCUGACCCAAACUGAAGCCCUUCAGGCCAAUGCUGGGAUCCAACUUCAACCUAAACCCCGUCCCCCUAUGAAACAUCUCCAUAACAACAGCGAGGAGAUCCAAGAUGACUUUGACUGGGACUCUCUGAUCGCCUGAGAGUGAAUUCUGUUUGCCCCAUGAUUCCAUUCAGGAAGUCUACUGGACCAGUGUUGCCUGCCAGCACAGAUCUAGGAUCAGCUUACCCUUCCCAAAACAAACCUGGACCACUGGGAGGAAACAUGCAAAACUGAACAUAGAUCAGUAUCUAGGGCAAACUUCCUCCUACUCCGAGGGGCCUCCCAUACGAAACACUACACCCUAUAUUCCUCACCAUACACGCUACUCUUGCCAGUGAGGAUGGUCAUUGAUACUGCAUUCAGUCAUAAUGUAUUUCUAUAGUGAAAUGGUUGAAAGAAAGGCUUUUGGUUCCUACUUAUUUUCUGCAAUUGUAUCCCUAUCUGGAAGUCUUCACAGAAGCUUCUGGACAUGCGUAUAUCCUCUAACUGACAGAGAAGACUUCAUAUGUUAAUAACAUACUAUAAAAUUAAUCCUUGUCCCAGUUUUUCCAUCCAACAGCAUUGGAACAUCAAACACACAGUACACCAGACAGACAGAUUUAACGUAAGGAAACAUACCCUUUGUGGAUUUGUUUUAUUUCUUAAAUUUCUUAUUUUUUUUUUCAUUUUACUUUUCAAAUGUGAAUGUUCACAGUUAACACCACACAAAAUGUGACCUUUCCCAAUAAAAGAGAUAUUUUAGUUGAUAUAAAAUAACAAUCAAUUCAUCAAACUAAAUGAAAAGAAACAGCAUGGAGCAUGUCAUCAAGUCCCCUGUUGUUUAAGUUCGUUCAUUCAUUGAAUUGUCUUUUUAAAAGAAGCAUCUGCAGCUCUGCGCCCGUAGGAACAAGGGUCAGAAAGGAGAGGGUCCAGUCAUGUCGAGACACCUGGAGACGAGACAUCCUGUAUGAAAGAGUGAGAAAGACUAAUGCUUCUGAUUAAUACAAAACAUUUGUGAAAUAAAAUUGGCAGAAAAAUGUGAUCCUUAUAAUACCUCAUUUAAAAUCCCAACAUCACAUAGCAUUGAUACAAGUGACAAUUUUUAAAAACAAAAAUAAUAGAUUUGUAUCUUGCUGAAAUAAGCAAGGAUGCAGGAUGAAUGGAGACAGACACAUUCACACACACACCCUCUUCCACACAACACAUUUACAAAACACAUUCCAUCUCUCCUCAACCAAUUCAAUAGUUGCCUUCUUGAUUUCAAUGACAAUCAGUAAGAAAAAAUAAGCAUUUGAUUUUAUGGCAUAAUUUUUCCCCCUUUGUUUAUUCAUUCUCAGGAGCGGAAAAAAUUAUCAAUAAAUUAUAUUAAACAUUAAAUAAAAAAUAGAACAGCUAUUGAAUGAUUUGACUAUAUUGUGGCUGAAAUGUUAAUGCCAGUUUUUUCAGUCCAAAUCUUGUUCAGGAGUUUUUUUAAAUAAAAUCCUCCUUCAAUCCUC
This is a messenger RNA of Oncorhynchus masou masou (cherry salmon), 4074 nucleotides long. Its product is annotated as forkhead box protein J2-like. The record is from RefSeq and is a predicted model, not a curated record. Gene Ontology annotation, biological process: regulation of transcription by RNA polymerase II. The transcript is spliced from 9 exons. Gene Ontology annotation, cellular component: nucleus. Gene Ontology annotation, molecular function: DNA-binding transcription factor activity, RNA polymerase II-specific; RNA polymerase II cis-regulatory region sequence-specific DNA binding. The coding region runs from base 357 to 2699 and encodes 780 amino acids. NCBI's taxonomy places the organism in Eukaryota, Metazoa, Chordata, Actinopteri, Salmoniformes, Salmonidae.